Molecule: messenger RNA, 1722 nt
Organism: Helianthus annuus (common sunflower)
Lineage: Eukaryota; Viridiplantae; Streptophyta; Magnoliopsida; Asterales; Asteraceae
Product: double-stranded RNA-binding protein 2
Exons: 3
Coding region: 232-1509 (425 amino acids)
Molecular function (GO): double-stranded RNA binding
Source: RefSeq, a predicted model, not a curated record
ACGCACUACUACACUGUACUUCACUCAUUCUCUCUCAUCACACACAUCCUUGUUUUACACACACAUACACACACCACCAAACAUAUACAUACACAGACAUACAAACAUACAUACAUGCCUGUUAGUGAAAUCAAAACCCUAGAAAACAUAUUAUUAACCUCCAUGUAGCUGCAUUUUCAAUCGACGCUCCGAUUGAAUCCAAUUUUACUUGUGUUUUCAUUGAGUGAAAGGAUGUAUAAGAACCAGCUGCAAGAACUGGCGCAGAGGAGUUGCUUCAAUCUGCCGUCGUACACGUGCAUACGAGAAGGUCCAGAUCACGCGCCGCGGUUCAAGGCCACGGUCAAUUUUAACGGCGAGACGUAUGAGAGCCCUAAUUACUGCACUACGUUGCGCCAGGCGGAGCACUCCGCCGCGGAGGUGGCUCUCGGUGAGCUUGCGUGUCAAGGUCCUUCUAAUUCCCUUGCCGCUAGGAUACUGGAUGAGACAGGGGUGUACAAGAACCUUUUGCAGGAGGUUUCUCAAAGAGUAGGGUCAUCUUUACCGACAUACACAACUGUUCGGUCAGGCCUUGGGCAUUUGCCUGUUUUCACCUGCACCGUAGAAUUAGCUGGCUGUACAUUUACCGGGGCACCAGCCAAGAACAAGAAACAAGCUGAAAAGAAUGCUGCCAUGUCAGCUUGGUCAUCUCUAAAACUUUUAACACAGCAGCAAUCAGAAAGUAGUUUGUUAUUGCAAAAGGGCAACACCGAGGAGCAGGAACAUGUUAUUGUGGCUCGUGCUUUACAGAAAUUCAGAUUAAAGGCAAGAAUGUCUAACAUACCCUUUCCAAUCCGUUUUCACGCCCCAAAACCAAAAACACCUAAUGCAGCCCAACCACCGCCAUCCACAACUUCAAAAAUCCUUCCACUAAUAUGCCCCAAAAUGGAUCCUAGUAGGCGUCGCCAAACCACCGCCAAUGAGCCACCAUCACCUGCUUCUCAAUCAGCAGAAAACCCCGCCCUUCCCCGCCAGCACAAGUUUCCUGCUGUUGGAGCGGCCCCAUACAUCCCUGUUCGGCACUUGAGGGCAAUGGCUCCGCCAGUGACUAUUCGCAACUCGAUUCCUGUUUUCUCUGCACCGCCACUCCCUCGAUCACCACACAUGGGUGCAGCACCGCCUCCACCGAAUCACCUUUCUCAGUUUGGGAGACCAUCGGUGCCUAUAGCGCCUCCGGUCACCAUUAGACAUGCGGUUCCCGUUUUUGCCGCUCCAAUCAAGCCUGUGACAAGCUCUGUAACACCAACUGAAGUGCAAAAGAAUACUGGUUCUGAUGAGGACUCCAAAUCUCCACUUGCCAUGUCAGCAUUACCAACAGAAGAUAAAGAUGCCACCAAAUUGUAUUUGAAAGGGCUGCAUUGCCAACAGAAUACAGGUUCUGAUGAGGACUCCAAAUCUCCACUUGCCAUGUCAGCAUUACCAACAGAAGAUAAAGAUGCCACCAAACUGGAUUUGAAGGGGCUGCAAAUUUGAUGACAAAAGGUGGUCGGUGUUUUAGGAUUUUGUAGGCUUUUCUUUGUGUUGUGCAACUUAAAAAGUAGUAGGUAGGUGUUUGGGUACUAGUAUUUUACAUGCUGGAAAUAGAAAUGGAGCUCCACUUAGUUUCAAUGAAUUGUUUUUUGAUGCAUAACACUUUUGAGCAAAAGGAAACUUAAGUCUACUUCAAACCAGGUGUCUUACUUGAAA